AUGUUGAAAGGAAGAAUUCAAACAUUAGAAAUAUUGAUUUUUAUAUUUAUAGUUGGUUGUUUAAGUAUUUCCCUUGUAUCAAGGGAUAAAAUUUGGUUAAAAUUUAAUAUUGUAACAUUUGGUAAUUCGUUAACAGAUAAUGGAAAUUAUUGGGAAUUAACUAAUAAAACGAUACCAUCCCAAGAAUUUUAUUUUCAAGGAAGACAAACUAAUGGUCGUGUUUGGGUGGAAUAUUUGGCAUCUUCAUUACAUGCGAAUUUAACCGAUCUUGCUUAUCAAGGAGCUGUAACUGAUAUUGAUAUCUAUAAAAAUAGUACUACUGAUAAUAACACUGUCUCCUAUAACAAUUCUGUUCCUUCUGUUGCAGAACAAGUGAAAAGUUUUUUUCCAAAUGUAUCACAUUAUCCUCCUCAUACGUUAUAUAUUUUUUGGACUGGAAGCAAUGAUUACGCGAAUAUUUUCAAUUACAAUCUCAACAUAACACAUACAGAAAUCAUAAAUUCUCUUCUCAAUUCUAUUUCUCUUCUUUCAUCCACAAGAACUCGCAAAUUUUUAAUAUUAAAUCUUCCUCCCCUUCAUCGAACACCUCAUUACAACAACAAUGAAACUUUUUCUUCCGAAAAUCUAACCCAUUUACAAAAUUUAUUAGAAAAUUAUAAUAUUAUGUUAAAUAAAACCAUAUCAAAUUUCAUUCAAUCAAAUAAACAUAUUUUUAUUAAAGUAUUUGAUACUUGGGGACCUUUAGAAAGAAUUAUUAAUAAUCCUCAAGUUUAUGGAUUAAAAGAUGUUGAAAAUACUUGUUUAAAUAUUAGUUACGUAAGAGAAAAUGAAGAAAAUGAAGUAAAACGAGGAAUAAUAGUAAUGGCUUCAACACUUGCACCCGAAUUAUUUCGUCUUAUCCUAAAAGACUUUGAAUACAACUCAAAAGCUUUAUUCUCAUUUUCUUUGGUAUCAAGACAUUGGUGUCGGAAUGUUAUGCCUUUUUUAUGGAAACGACCUUUUAAUAUUUCAAAUCCUAAUCGUCAUUACAUCAUUAUGAAAACUUUUUUAAAAUUUUUACCUGAACAAUUUAGAAAUGAAUUAAUUCUUGAGGACGGAGAUGAGAAUAAGGAUGUGGAUAAGGAUUUAAAUGUGAAUAAGGAUUUAAAUGAGGAUAAAGACAACAAAAAAAAGAAUUUAAAUGAAGCUCCUUUAUUCGAUUAUUUAUCAUUUUUGCAAGAAAUUCGAACAGAUAUUUUAUAUAAUUUAGUUCGAGAUUUUGAAUUAAAGUAUGGUCAAAAUGUUAUUAUUGGUGAUGAUAAUGAUGAGGAUGAUUAUUAUGAUUAUGAUGAUAAAACCACUCAAAUUGAAAAUGAAGAUAAUUAUGAUGAACAUUAUUAUUUAGUUAAUGAAAUAAUUCAUGAUCACGAAUCUCAAGUUAUAAAUCUCGAAAGAAACAAUUCUAAAAUUAAACAAGGUGAACAACAAGAUGAAAAUUAUGAGAAUUGCAUUCAAGUUUGUACUUCUCGCCAUCUCGAUAGUGCUAGUAAUAGUAAUACCAUUAAUACCAUAUAUUAUCAACGUAGAAUUUUAAAUGUCAUCUAUGAACUUUUCAAAUAUCUUUUUGGAGUGAGAUCUAAUAUUUCACGUUUAAUCUUGAUGACUCCAAAAUAUGUCUUAUAUCCUGCGAUUUAUACUGUAACUCCACCAGAAAUUUCUUAUGGAAUCUCUAAAAUCAAAGAACUUGAGGUUUAUGGAAAAUUCGCUAUCGAGGAUCUUCUUUUGGGUGAUAGCGUGAUCAAAUAUUGUAAAGAUAUUGAAAAGCUUACUAUUAAAUUUUCUCCGGUGUUAGAAGAUCAUUUAACAUUAAGUAACUUGAUUGAGGCACAACGAAAUUUAAAACAUUUAUUCAUAUUUUGUCCAAAUUCUCCUUUCUUUGAAGUUCCAUCCUUAAAAAUAUCCUCACAAAGUAAAUCCCUACGUUAUGUAUCAUUACAUAGGUGUUGCUUUAGAAAUUCAUUUCCAUUGAAAGAAUUAUCAUCUUGUUCUAAAUUAGAUACUUUCAUGUUAUUCAAUUGUUUCUUUAAAGCGGAUGAGACUUCAACUUCAAAUAUUACUUUCAAAACACCAAUUAGUACAUUAAUUUUAGAUGAUUCACCUAUGCCGGAAAAUUAUUUAACAAAUAUUAUCUUGGGAGCCAAUUCUCAUCUUCUUCAUUUAACACUUCGAAUUAAUACUCACUGUUAUCCUGAUAUUUGGAAAAUUAUUAGUAUGAAUUGUCCUAAUCUUGUAACUUGCGUUUUACGUAUUUCUUCAGAAAAUAUGAUAAAAUGUAAUCAGAUCUUGGAAAAUUGUAAAGUCUUGGAAAAAUUUACCAUUAUUCCAUAUUUCGUACCAAAGAGAGGUCAAUUAGGUGAAUCGGAUUUCACUGAAUAUGAUAUGAAAAUAGGAGAAAUUUUACGUAAUUUGGGAUCUUUUAUUCCUUCAACAUUAACUGAUCUUAUAAUUGCGGAUUUACGCGUUCAACCGUUAUCUCAGCAUCAUGGUGAUUGUUUCAUUUUCACCAAUAAUGAUGUUUUACAAUUUUUAAAGAAUUGCAAAGCAACUUUAAGACAUUUGGUAUUGGAUUGUUUAGAAGAUCAUUAUUUAGAAGUACAGAAAUAUAUUCAAAAAAUUGUUGAAGAUAGAUCACAUUGGUUUAUAGUUGAUGAAGGAAUUAAUUAUGUGAGACUUCAAGUGGUUAUUCAGUGA
This is a messenger RNA of Diversispora eburnea, 2730 nucleotides long. NCBI's taxonomy places the organism in Eukaryota, Fungi, Glomeromycota, Glomeromycetes, Diversisporales, Diversisporaceae. The record is from the annotation of a GenBank genome assembly.